Leptopilina boulardi is the source of this 1361-nucleotide messenger RNA. It is a transcript of the gene trsn, whose product is annotated as translin. NCBI's taxonomy places the organism in Eukaryota, Metazoa, Arthropoda, Insecta, Hymenoptera, Figitidae. The transcript is spliced from 5 exons. The coding region runs from base 200 to 907 and encodes 235 amino acids. The record is from RefSeq and is a predicted model, not a curated record. Gene Ontology annotation, biological process: RNA metabolic process. Gene Ontology annotation, cellular component: nucleus; cytoplasm. Gene Ontology annotation, molecular function: RNA binding; single-stranded DNA binding; sequence-specific DNA binding.
GCAUCUACUAUUUUGCUAAAAUAAAUUCUUUUCUCAAUUUUUCCUUUCUAUAUACUUUCUGUUGUUCGUUGCUUUUUAGAGUUCUGACAGUCGGUUAACCUAAGUUUUAUUCAGUUGUUUUUUUGGCUUUUUUGCGGCAUUUAAAGUUUGUAGAUAAAUUAUAUUCAACUAAUUAUAGAAAAGUUGAAAACAAUAAAUAAUGACUGAAGCGAUGCAAGAAAUUUUUAAUUCUUUCCAAGAUUAUCUAACCAAUGAACAGGAUUUACGAGAGGAAAUUCGUAAAACUGUAAAAGAAAUUGAAAAAACCGGAAGAGAAAUUCUGAUGAUUCUUCAGAAUAUUCACAAUGAAAAUAAAGAAGAAAAUAUAAUCGUCUCUCAAUAUUGUGCCAAAGCUCGCGAAUUAUUUGAAAAUGUUCGUACAAAUUAUGCAAAAUUGGCAGAAAUUGUACCAAAGGAUCAAUAUUACAGAUAUCACGAUCAGUGGCGAAUAGCAACACAGAGACAUUGUUUUCUCGCUGCGCUUACUGUUUAUUUGGAGAUUAAAGUUCUUGUCACUAAAGAUACUGUCGCCGAAAUUAUCGGAGUUAAAUCAAAAGCACAAGAUGGAUUUCAUCUCGACGUUGAAGACUUUCUAAUGGGUUUACUUCAAUUAGCUUCAGAAUUGGUUCGUUUCGCAGUGAAUAGCGUAACAAACGGUGAUUUCAAUCGACCUGUGGAAAUUGCUCGCUUCGUCAGCGAAUUGAACGCUGGAUUUCGUCUCUUGAACUUGAAGAAUGAUUCUCUUCGUAAACGUUACGAUGCUCUAAAAUAUGAUGUAAAGAAAAUUGAGGAAAUCGUUUACGAUCUAAGAAUUCGUGGACUGAAACCAGAAAAUGUAGUUGAAGCUCCUCCUCAGGAAAUGGAGUAACUUUUUUUUCAAAUUUCAAGUUUAAUUUUUCACAUGAAACUUUUUCUUGAUAUUGUAUUAAAGUCUGAUCAUUCUAAUUUUUCACAUCGAUAGAUUGUAAGUUGUCUUCGAAGGAUUAAAAAAAAAAGAAACAUAAAUUGCGAGAAAUAAUUUCUAAAUGUCAAUUUUUUUUCUUUAUUUUUUUACAUUUUUGUAUGAAAAACUUGCCUUUUUUAAUACCAAAUUGGUAUAAAAGGUAUACAAUUAAGACAAUGGUACUACAAUAAUUUCUAUAUAUUUAAUGAAUAAGAAUUAUAUUAAGUAAUAUAAAUUUUCCUAUAAAGUUCAAUAUUAUUUUGACAAUGGAAAUUAUCGUAGUUUAGGUAGCAACAGAUAAAAGUUGUAUUUAAAUGAAAAAUGUUACAUUGUCUAGUCUUUCAGGUUUUAAACUUGAAGUAAAGAUAUUUUUACAAAA